Ustilaginoidea virens is the source of this 4611-nucleotide messenger RNA. RefSeq lists its product as uncharacterized. Gene Ontology annotation, molecular function: guanyl-nucleotide exchange factor activity. Gene Ontology annotation, biological process: regulation of ARF protein signal transduction. The transcript is spliced from 2 exons. The record is from RefSeq and is a predicted model, not a curated record. Lineage: Eukaryota; Fungi; Ascomycota; Sordariomycetes; Hypocreales; Clavicipitaceae. Bases 1 to 4611 code for a protein of 1536 amino acids.
AUGGCCGAUAACCACGCCGCUCCCUCCCCCUCGCGCGACUCGCACGACCUCUCCCUGUCCCCGCGUGACGUGACUCGCGACUCUCUCGUCGUCAACAUGCUCCUGUCCUUGGACCAGCUGUCCCUCGGUCAACCCCCCCUCCAGACUUCCCUGUACGGCAGCAGAGGAGGAGACCGCGACCACGACCACGACCAGGACCGAGGCGACGACAACAACAACAACAACAACAACAACAUCGACUAUCCCUCGCGUCCGUGGACCGACAAAUCCACCGCCAGUUCUCGCCACCACCAUGACCAUGACCCGCGUGCCCUUCACCACUGGCACCAGCCCUCCUACGGCUCUUCCGACUUUGAUUCCCGCGCCGUCGACUGCUCGGCCCCGACCACCGCCGCGAGCCGUCCGCCGUCGCGAGGACGUCGCAGCGACAGCGGCUCCAGCUUCCUCCAGGAGCAUUAUUGCCCGCGAGCAAACAGCGUGCGGGAGCCGCCCUACAAGGUCCUGAACAGCACGCCGCCCCGGAUCAGGCGCCAACGCCCCGGCCGGCAGAGCAACAAGAGCAACGCGAGCAGCAAGAGCAGCAAGAGCAGCAAGAGCAGCAAGAGCAGCACCAGCAGCAGCGCGAGCGUCGACAUGGCCUGUCCGUAUCCCGCCGGCCACCCAGAUCGACGCAUGGCGCAGAGGCCCAGGAGAUCUGCUAGUCUCGACCACGGACCUCGGCGCCAGCCACUGCUCCAAAAGUCCGCUUCGUCGUCGCCCUUCCACGCCAACCUCCCCGGCGGCAUGGCCAGCAACCACCACGACGAUGCAGCCCCUACCCCAAACGUUCCCGCCGGGCCGCGCCGCGCCAGCUCCGGCGUUCCUCUCUCGCCUCGCCCUCCGCACCUUGUCAAGGCUCGCACAAAAGACAGAGACCGCGCACGUAGCACAAACCCGUCUGCCCGAAGCUCGCCGGGAAGAAGCAGGCGAGGGACUGCCCACCAAGUCGCCGCACCACCCGUCCAGACCAGGGCCACAAUGGUCAGCGACGAGCCGCACUCCGCUCCUGCCCCCAGCGUGGGCUAUGGCAAAUCGAAAGAACCGGAUACCGCCACCGCCUCUGCUCCCCAGUCCAAGGACCGUCCUGGCUUCUUCAGAAGAGUAUUCGGGUCGUCCAAAGCCAACAACAACAACAACAACAACAACAACAACAACAACAACAACAACAACAACAGCAGCAGCAGCAGCAGCAGCAACCACCCUGCGCCCGUUCAUCUUUCUGGUCCUCAACCGACAUCCGCCCGCUUGCCGUCUUCCCCCGGCAACACAAGUUUCUCUCAGCAGUACUCGACUGCUCCUACAUCAGCCCCUCCCUCUCGAGACCUGUCGUCAUCACACUCGCACAACCAUCCCCCGCUACAGAAGAAGUCGUCCUCCUUUUUCCGCCGCCGCAAAAAGUCAGUUGCUGAUGGGGUGCCUCCUCUGCCCAACGCAGAUCAAGCCCCCCCCUUGCCUUAUUUAUUUCGGGCCAAACCAGACCCGUUCAGGAACGAAGCACGCGCACAGGACGCUGCCAGCUCAGCAAGCAGCCUUGGUCAAGGCCUAAGUCAACAUCUCGGCGAACCUUCCACGGGCCUUGGUCUUGCGGGAGUCGCGGUGUCCACGCCGUUGUCCGACGUUACCAACACACCAAGCACCAAGUCUGACACUCAUGGAGAGGCUGGAGCCGAGGAAUAUAAACGAGACUUCUCCCCGGACUACGAGCCAAGCCCGACCGCUCGCAUACGAAAGGUUCGCCCGGAGCCUACUGCCGACCGACUUGAAGGCACACCGUCCCGGACACCACCCCAGAAGCAGUUUCCCCGAAAACUGCGAGCCAGCAAUUCUUUCCUCGAUCUCGACGCCGGCAGCGAUUGCGACGAGCAAGAUGACGCGGCGCAAAACAACGCUGACGCCUUGCCUUUGGAAACGAGGGCGAGCGAUGACGAGGAUCGGGACGCCACGAUCCGGGGCAGGAAGAAACAGCCCACGUCGGGGCUGGACGAGGGCACGAGGCACGCAGCGCCACAGCCAAAGCUCAAACCGCCACAAACCGAUGGCCGUAGAUUGACGAGCUUCGCGUCAGGCUCCACCGAAUCAGGGUGCAAGACUGCUCCGAGUGCGCCGCCGAGCGUCCUUGUCGAAGAAGACGGCGACCCGAACCCCGCGGCGCUGGGCUCCGUGCCGUCGGUCAAGUCCUGCCAACCGCUCGACGAGCCCGACUUCAUCCUUGGCGAGCCCACCGAGGACGACUGCCAAAAAGCGCAGAGGAUUUACGAUGGCGGCGAAGAGUUUAUCCAAAAGGACAAGGCGGCAGCCUGGAUGGGAGAACAAGGUCCCGUCCGACAACGAACCCUCCAAGCCUACAUGGACCUGUACGACUUCAAGGAUUGCAGCAUCCUCGCUUCUCUAAGACAUGUCUGCGGACGCCUGGUGCUACGAGCCGAGACGCAGCAGGUUGACCGUAUCCUGGUUGCAUUUUCAAAACGUUGGUGCAACUGCAAUCCACAGCACGGUUUCAAAACGACGGACGUUAUUCACAUGAUUUGCUACUCAAUCAUGCUGCUGAAUACUGAUCUCCACCUGGCGGACAUUGAGCAAAAGAUGACGCGAAGCCAGUUUAUCAAGAACACCAUGACCACCAUCACACAGGCAGUGAUUGAAUCCGCUCCCAAAGCCUUUGGACGGCCAAGCAUCCUCCCCGAAAAGAACGGAACGCUCGGCGCAGAAGCAAGCCGUCCGAGGGCUGAUAUAGGUCGUUCGAAUCGCCACUCCUUCCGCCCCCCCCCUCGCCAGAACGCAAACUCGAGCGACCUUGAUGACUGCGGCCCGCUGGUCAAGGCCCCCUUCAGCGGAUCCAUGAGAGCCUGGGAGGAACAAGUCGAGACGGUGCUGAAGUCCAUCUACGUCUCUAUCCGCGAGGAACGACUUCCGUUGUUUGGGUCCGAACACGAAAGACACAUCGCAGCAGCCCCUUCGCAAACCAGCUUGUCUGUCCUGAGCAUGUUGAAGAGGAGCCCAAGCGUCGUGAGCAAGACGCCUUCCGACACCCAGCUUUCGACGCGGGGCAGGGUCGUGGACGGCAGCCGCGCCAACAAAGCAUCGCGAUGGACGUCCAAGAGCAGGUCCCGUCCCGGCAUCGGCCGCAACGGUUUCUCAUCCAGCCGCACGAGCUUCGACGACGGCAACUCCAUGUGGAGCCCGGCAAUGUCCUCGGCCACCUGGAGCAAGCACUCGCUGGGGAGGACCCAAGGCUCCGUCUCGCAAGACUCGUUUGCCUCGUCCAUGCCGCGGGGCGACUAUCAGAGAUCCAUCGGCUUCGCCAACGCCUUGAGCCAAGCCAUCGUCCGGGACGAGGACGCCAGCGGGGGCCGAGACCACGCCGCGUCGUCGUCGAUUCUCAGCGCCGACCUCUCCUCCCCCACCCAGUUCCUGGACGACGAGUCGCUCGAGCUGGCCGGCCCGCCGUGGGUCAAGGAAGGCAUGGUGAUGCACAAGCACCACUUUGACGGGUACGGCAAGCGGGCAAAAGACCGCAACUGGACCGAGGUCUUUGCCGUCGUCGAGAAGGGCCACAUGAGCUUGUUCUCGUUCAACGCGAGCAAGUCGAUGCGCCAAAAGAGCCGGUCGAGGAACGGGGGCGGCGGGCCUCCCGGGCCCGUUGGCGGCGGCAACUGGCAAGACAACGCCGUCAGCCUGGGGAUGUUUAGCCUCCGGCUGACGCUGGCGUCGGCCCUGCCCCCGCCGGGGUACUCGAGGUCGCGGCCGCACGUCUGGGCCCUCAGCCUGCCCACCGGCGCGGUCCACCUGUUCCACGUGGGCACGCCGGAAAUCACGCGCGAGUUCGUGAACACGGCCAACUACUGGAGCGCGCGCCUCAGCACGCAUCCCCUCGUCGGUGGCAUAAGCAACAUUGAGUACGGAUGGAGCGACGGCAUCGUCAACCACCAGGCGCUGGCGGGCGCCGUGGACGCGACGUCGACUGCCCCCGGGGGCGGCGGCCUCGGCCUCGGCUCCCGGCCGGGCAGCAGCGCGACCCACGGACGCAAGUCGAGCGUCGCCAGCAGCAGCUUCCGCGGCCCGAGCUUCGACCAGGCCCCGGGCGCGGCAGGCGCGGUCGGCUUCGCCAGCAACCCCGGCGGGCGCGGCAAACUCGCCGGCGACCGGGUCCACAUUGCCGAGUGGUCGCCGCCGACCCAGAGCAUGCGGCCGAGCAACGCCUCCGAGGCGGACCAGCUGCGCACGCUGGCCUCGUACGUCAAGAGCAUCGAGGACGAGCUGCAGACCCACAACCAGCUGCGCAGCCCCAUGCUGCUGGCCUUCACGCCCAGGGGGCACAACGCCGGCAAGGCCAUGGCCAACUGGGAGCGCAAGAGCGCCUACCUGCUCCGCGAAAUCGUCAAGUUCCGCACCUACGUCGACUGCCUGCAGCAGGCCGAGGCGCGCAAGCGCGAAAUCUACACGGAGAGGGAGGCGGGCUCGGCCCCCAGGGCUGCGGGGGGGGGCUACUCGAGCGACGGAGACGCCGGGGCCGAGGCGGAGGCGGAGGCGGGCGGACCCGAGGAGGAUGCCGACGAAACCCUGCGGCCGUGA